This is a messenger RNA of Dacryopinax primogenitus, 1828 nucleotides long. Its product is annotated as 2-phosphoglycolate phosphatase. Bases 49 to 945 code for a protein of 298 amino acids. NCBI's taxonomy places the organism in Eukaryota, Fungi, Basidiomycota, Dacrymycetes, Dacrymycetales, Dacrymycetaceae. Gene Ontology annotation, molecular function: alkaline phosphatase activity; phosphoglycolate phosphatase activity. The record is from RefSeq and is a predicted model, not a curated record. The transcript has 7 exons.
CGUUUCCUCUAUUCUUGCUAUACUUUCUUUUGCUUGCACUCUUAUAGAAUGGCUUACCUUACUACUCCGGAGGAUAUUAGCACUCUCCUCAAAUACGACACCUUUCUGUUUGACUGCGACGGUGUUCUCUGGCAAGGGGAUGUCCUUAUCCCCGGUGCAAAAGAAGCACUCGCUUUCCUCAGGGAACAAAAGAAACGCAUCAUCUUCGUAACGAACAACGCUACCAAGAGCCGGAAAGCGUACAAGAAAAAGUUCGACGUCCUCGGGAUCGAGGCUACCGAGGAAGAAGUCUUCGGUUCAGCAUACGCGACCGCCGUCUACUGCUCAACAGUGCUCAACCUCCAACCCACCGACCGGGUCUACAUCAUCGGCAUGUCCGGGAUCGAGGAGGAGCUCUCAGCGGAAGGCAUCCAAUACACCGGUGGAUCCGAUCCUCUCGACUGCCGCGCCGGACCAUACGAGCUCGACGCGUUCACCGACGACCCGAGCGUCAAAGCGGUCAUCGUUGGCCUGGACCAGUAUCUCACGUACACCAAGAUCAGCAAAGCCCUGCAGUACCUGGUCAGGAACGAAGGGUGCCAUUUUAUUGCCACGAAUGAUGAUAGCACGUACCCUGCUAAACUGGGAAUCCUCCCCGGUGCGGGGAGCAUGUCGGCCCCGCUGACGUAUAUUCUCAAGCGUAGUCCGGUUAGUAUCGGCAAGCCGAACAAGACGAUGUUAGACUGUAUUGUUGCCAAGCAACAUCUCGACCGCCAUAAGACGCUCAUGAUCGGCGAUAGGCUAGAGACGGACAUCAAGUUCGGCAUCGAGGGCGGAAUUGAUACCUGCCUCGUCAUGACCGGUAUCGCCAAGCCUGAAGAUGUCGGGGGGCCCAAUGCGAGUGAUAUCAAGCCUACGUACGUGAUGCGCACUGUUGGAGAUCUGGUGCAGCUCGCGGAUUCGUGAUCCGCCCUGAGAAGGGGGGGUUGGACGCUGUGGGAGCGGUAGACGUGCUGCGGGCAGCGGAGUAAUCGGACGGUGGAUUUGGAUUAUAGAUGUACCAACUUAUACCAAUAGAAGGAUCUUUUUCACCCACUCAACUCCCAGCUCUAUUGUGCAUUCUUACUGCUUCUUCAGCUCCCUAUCCUGCGCCGCGAAAUACACGAGCCCAUUCAUGCCCAUAGCAGCAUACGACCCUCCCACGUACCCCAGUACCGCCCCAUAAGCCGGGGUGAGGGGCCACGCCUGCCAGGGCCGGUCCCAGUCUAGUGCAAUUGGGGCUACGCCUGCCCAGGCGCCGACGAGCGUGCCCAGAGCGGGGUAGACGAGGAUCCGCUCCAAUUCCGUUUCGGUCACGAACUCGCUGAACAACCGCGUCCACGUGUACCUCAGGACUAAGCUAGCGGUCGAGCUGUCCUGCCUCGGCGGGGGGAGGACGUACUCCGGUACGUAAGCCGUUAGGAGUGAGAGGAGGAGGGAGAGGAGGAAUGUAUGCGGGAGAUGGUGUGUCGUUGGUGCGCCGAACAGGACUAUGAGGAGGAAGAAGAGCGGAGUGCUGAUGAGCAGGGAGAGGAGGGCGUUCCGUAGCGCAAUCCACUCGCUGCUCGGGUUGGCCAUACCCUCCUGUUUCGCCCACCGUCGCACACUCCCCGCCCAAGCGCCUACACACCCCCACACCCCUAAGCAGACCCAUACAAGCGUCCACGCCGGUGCGGCGGUAAUUGGCUCCAUCCAUGCUGGCUGUGGGUGGUCGAGGCUUGAUUUGGCUGGCGGGAGGGGGAAGAAGAGUGAGGAUGUGCGUGGGAGGUAUAUGAGAGUGAAGAGGAGGAGGAGGGUGUGAGGAGGUAAG